Molecule: messenger RNA, 1029 nt
Organism: Lathyrus oleraceus (garden pea)
Lineage: Eukaryota; Viridiplantae; Streptophyta; Magnoliopsida; Fabales; Fabaceae
Exons: 3
Coding region: 88-843 (251 amino acids)
Cellular component (GO): mitochondrial matrix
Source: RefSeq, a predicted model, not a curated record
UGGGCACCUAUAAAAAGGACAACCCCGAUUUGCAAAUUCCCAAAACCCUAACACUAAACCCUGCACCAGUCUCUACUCAACUUUCAAAUGGCCAUGUACACCGUCCUACGUCGUGCCACCGCCGCCGUAAUUCCUCUGGCUGCUCGCCGCACGGUGGCUUCUUCUUCUUCCAGAACCUUCCACAGCGCACUCUCUGUCAAACUCCUUCCUCACCAAGAGAUGACUCCUUUUGUACCCUCUCGUAGCUUCGCUAACGCCGUCGCAAAUAAGUCGUCCCCAGAUGCUAAUCUUGUUCAAGUACUUCAAUCUGAAAUCAAUUGCGCCCUCGAGGAUGAACAAGCUACUGAACAAGUUGAAAUUCCUGUUGGAUUUCCUUUUGAGAUUGAGGACAAUGCUGGAGAAAGAACUAUUCAACUAAAAAGACAAUAUGAGGAUGAAGUUAUCACAGUUAAAGUUGACAUCCCUAACAUAACACCUGAAGAAAAUGAGGGUGACGAUGCAGAUGACAAUGAGAAGAAUGAUACUGAAUCUAGCAUUCCUUUGGUUGUGACUGUUUUCAAAGGAAAUGGAGUGUCCCUAGAGUUUGGCUUGACUGCUUUCCCUGACGAGGUUUCGAUCGAUAGCUUGUCAAUUAAGAAGCCCGACGAUUCUGAAGAUGAGCUGGUAUACGAGGGACCUGAGUUCACUGAUUUGGAUGAAAAUCUGCAAAAGGCUUUCCUCAAGUAUCUUGAGAUCCGUGGGAUAACAGCCGGCACAACCAACUUUUUGCAGGAAUACAUGUUUAACAAAGACAGCAAGGAAUACUUAUUGUGGCUGAAGAAAGUGAAGAGCUUUGUCGAGUAAAAAAGAAAUGAUCUGUAAUACUUUUGAGAUUGAUAUUUGAUGUCAAAAGCAUGUUAUGUUACGUAUCAUGUUACGAGAGUUACUUAAGGAAGCUAAUAACUUUUGAAAAACCAGGAUUGUGUUAGAUUGAUAUUUAUAGUUUUACUUCGCCCUUCAAUCAAUAUAAGAGUCUCUGGGUGGUUCUCA